AUGAGUUCCGCGGAUGCGUCCCUCAACAGUUUCCUGGUGGAAUCUUACACCUAUCUCUCCCUCGGCCUUCUUAUCAUUUUACUGCGCACGUUUACUCGCGUUCGACAGGUCGGCUUUGUCGGUCUGGCGCUGGACGACUAUGCUAUGUUGGGCAUCAUAAUCCCAUACAUUUCAGAGAGUAUCAUGGCACAAGCUGUUGGGCAACAAUUCCAUGGAGUCUCCAAUAGCGGCAUGACCGACGCUCAGCGUGCUGCCUUAAACCCGGACAGUGACGAAUAUGGAUGGAGGGUCGCAGGGUCCAAGGUCCAAGUUGCCGGUUGGUGUAUGUAUAUCUCAGUUCUUUGGGGCAUCAAGCUGUCCCUAUGCGCAUUUUACUCUCGUUUAACGGACGGCGUUCAUGGCUACCGCCCAAAAAUCCUCGGAGGAUAUGCCUUCCUUGGAGUCACAUACCUUUUCCUGAUUCUUUGCUUCCUGCUUAGCUGUCAGCCCAUGCAUAAGUUUUGGCAAAUCAACCCGGACCCAGGAAAUCUUUGCCAGCCCGCCCUUUCAAAGCUAUAUAUCCUUUCGACGCUUAUCCUAAACAUCACCACAGACAUCUACCUUAUCCUUAUCCCCAUUCCCAUGCUUUGGGGGACGCAACUCCCGACCUUUAAGAAGUUGACUCUAGUUGUGGUAUUCUCGGGAGCUAUGUUCGUUAUGGCCGCUGCUAUUGUUCGCAGUAUUGUCAUUUUUCAGAACGAGAUUGACGGUCCCAGGCAAGGUUCGUCCUGGGCUAUCCGCGAAUCUUUCGUCGCCGUAAUCACCUCGUGUAUGCCCGUGAUCUGGGGCUGGCUCAAGAUCAAGCUUAAGCCCUUCCUCGGCUCUCUACUGUCUUCUCAGACAAAGAAGACUGGGCCGGAACCCGGGAGCAUCAUGCUCGGCGACACCAACGACGGCUCUACUUGGCGAUCAGCCAAGAACACCACCACAAGUCGAACUAUCACCUCCCGUGCCAUGCCCGACGAAGAGCGAAGCAGUUCGGAACUGAGCCUCAACACCGCCUUAGGUGGUCCCAAGGGUGGCAUCAAGAAGGAGGUCGCCAUUUCCGUCUCAUCAGCCAAGGCAGCCGAUGAUCUGGAGACUGGAGGCCGGCCGGUUCCCACCAAUGCUCAAAUUAGUGACAACAAGUGGUAA
This is a messenger RNA of Clonostachys rhizophaga, 1173 nucleotides long. The record is from the annotation of a GenBank genome assembly. NCBI's taxonomy places the organism in Eukaryota, Fungi, Ascomycota, Sordariomycetes, Hypocreales, Bionectriaceae.